Molecule: messenger RNA, 4993 nt
Organism: Bufo gargarizans (Asiatic toad)
Lineage: Eukaryota; Metazoa; Chordata; Amphibia; Anura; Bufonidae
Gene: LRCH1
Product: leucine rich repeats and calponin homology domain containing 1
Exons: 19
Coding region: 42-2324 (760 amino acids)
Molecular function (GO): protein binding
Source: RefSeq, a predicted model, not a curated record
UGGACAUGUACAAUAGAGGGCUCCACCUCUGAUGCCAGGUCAUGUGUGGCAGUGGAGGGGCAGCUCCCUCCAGCCCUCGUACAUGUGAAGAAGUUUUGUGUGGCAGGAAGCAGGCUUGUGAGGGAGAAGUGCUGGUACAGGCGGCAGGGCAGGAUAUACAGCAGGGAGGACAUGCGCCCUUUGCCUGCACACUCCAGAAGGCAGGAAACCUACAGGAAAGAGCUCGGUGCUGCCGCUGCCUGCCUCGUCCGCACUGUACAGACAGAGCCCAGACACAGCGCUCGGGAGCGGGAGGGAAGAUGGCGACGCUGGGAAGCGAAUCUCAGCCGUUCUCUAACCUCCCAGUCAGCGCCCUGCUCCAGUCCCAGUACCAGCAGCAGCACCACAGCGCUGUCACUGGAGUCACCAACUUCAGCCUGAACCUGCCUGUGAACCGGGGGCUGGAGAGAGCCCUGGAGGAGGCGGCAAACUCCGGCAUCCUCAACCUCAGUGCCAGGAAGCUGAAGGAAUUCCCCAGGACUUCGGGGAACCAUGAUCUGUCCGACACGGUGCAGGCAGAUUUUUCCAAGAACAGACUGACAGAAGUCCCCGUAGAAGUUUGUCAUUUUGUGUCCCUUGAAGCACUCAACUUACACCAAAACUGUAUCAAAGUUAUUCCUGACUCAUUAGCAAAUUUGCAAAUGCUGACUUAUUUAAAUAUAAGCCGAAAUCAACUCUCCUCAUUGCCAGCCUGCAUAUGUGGUCUUCCCCUAAAAGUCUUAAUUGCAAGUAAUAAUAAGCUUGGAUUUCUGCCAGAGGAAAUAGGUCAACUACAGCAGUUAAUGGAGCUGGACAUCAGCUGCAAUGAAAUAACAUCUUUGCCACAUCAGAUAGGUCUUCUAAAGUCUUUGCGUGAACUGAAUGUAAGAAGAAACUAUCUGAAAGUUCUACCUCAGGAAAUAGUAGACCUUCCCUUGGUAAAAUUAGAUUUUUCCUGCAAUAAAAUCCUGAUACUACCACUUUGUUUUAGAAAAAUGGUGCAAUUACAAGUAUUAGUACUUGAGAAUAACCCUCUACAGUCUCCUCCUGCACAGAUUUGUAUUAAAGGCAAAAUACAUAUAUUUAAAUAUUUAAGUAUACAAGCUUGUCAGAUGGAAAAGACGGGAGAUGCGUUUUAUCUUCAUGCCAUAGAGAGGCCUAUUCUGCAGCAACACGUUGAGGAAAGUAUUGAAGACAUUUUCCCAUUGAAGAAGGACUCUGAUUCUGGUGUUGGCAGUGACAGUGGGGAAAAACGUUUAUCAACCAUAGAGCCUUGCGACGAAGACUCUGCCAGUCCGAGCGUACCAAUGUCUGAUAUUUUGGAAGAAGAAAAUUUUGCCAAAGAAGAUUUAGAUCAGCAGUUCAAUAAUUCAAUAAAAGAAAAUCAUCAGAAUUAUGUCUUGAGUGCUCCUGUCGAGUCAGAACAAUCGAUAUGCCAGUAUAAAAAUGAUGCAGAUGCCAACCUCACUGAAUUUAGGAGCUACAACCAGGCUAAAUCUGCAGAUUUUGAUGAACCUUUGCAAAUACAGGAGGAUACAACAUGGUCUAUACACCAUAACAAUACAAGUUCAGAAAGUAAAGAAAUCAACUCAGGAAUGAUAGACCAAUUAAGAGAAGCAGUCGAUAUGUUACAAGACCCUACAAGACUAAGAAUGGAAAUUGAAGAUAAUGCAGAACUGUACAGUUUACAGACUACCCCAUCUGAUGUGAAUAAGUCUACAGUAAAUGGACAAGUAGAAUUACAGAUGUCUUCAAUAGCGCAGAAUGACGACGCAUGUUAUGAUUCCCAGGAAGAGGCAGAAGAUGGCACCCCCACCAUGUCUCCAGUACACAACACUACAACCUUUGGUUUAAAACCUCGAUCUGUUUUUGUUAGACCACAGAGGAACCUGGAAGCAAUAGAUCCCCAGUUUACAAUGCGAAGAAAAAUGGAGCAGAUGAGAGAGGAAAAGGAACUCAUAGACUGCCUUCGGGAGAAUAUUGAAGUAAGAUUAAAGGUCUGCCUCCCUGAAGACCUAGGAUCUGCUUUGAUGGAUGGAGUUGUCCUCUGCCAUUUAGCGAAUCAAAUACGCCCUCGUUCAGUAGGGAGUAUCCAUGUGCCCUCUCCAGCUGUACCAAAGCUUAGCAUGGCCAAAUGCAGAAGAAAUGUUGAAAACUUUCUAGACGCAUGUAGAAAAAUGGGAGUACCAGAGGAGAAACUUUGUUUACCACAUCACAUCCUAGAAGAAAAGGGCCUGGUGAAAGUGAGCAUCACCGUUCAAGCACUGGUAGAUGUAACGACCGCCAAGCAAGCCUUAUUUCUUUGAAACUACUGCAUCUUGUUUCAUCUGAUCACGUUUUCUCAAGGCUCCCUAAAGAGAUCAAUGGCAAAAGAUAACUGCGGCCUCAGACUCUCCUCUAAGGAGAUGCAGCAGCCUAACACAUUCCACAAAGAGGGAGCAAGAAGCGAAUUUUGCACAGAAAGGUUAAAAGUCUACAUAUACUGUAUAUAUUCAGCCCCUACUUACCACAUACCGGUCACUGCCUACCCUUUUAUCACAGUAAAUGACUGUACACGGUGAUGAAACAGAAUAGCCAACUCCAUUCCAUGUACUGAUUACGUACAGAGUUUCUGCCGGUCCCCUCACUUAAGGUCACAAUGCACUGUAUUUAUUUCUAUAGCACUAGUUAUUAUUAUUUGCAACCUCAAACACUAAUUGCUGCUUUAAUUCUGAACAUAUUUGAAAUGACAAGUGUCAUUUGAUCUACAUUUGGUUACAACGUCCUAUAGUUCACUGGAUUGUUAUAAUGUAAGAGCUGAAAGGACUCUUCUAAAUGACUUACAUCCUCUUGGGUACAUUGUACAUGGGGUCCCAGACUGAAACACAUCACCAUAGAAGCUCCUAACAUUAUAAGGCUACUUUCACGUCUGCGUUGGACUGUCCGGCUUUGAGAUCCAGCAUAGGGUCUCAAAACCACAGCACAACGCUUCAGUUUCGUCCCCAUUCAUUGUCAACGAGGACAAAACUGAACAAACCGGAACAGAGUGCACCAGAAUGUAUUCCAUUCCAGUUUGGUGCGUUCCCAUGCCGCAAGCAGCGUCUUUUUGUGCAGCAUGGUAAACUGAACAAGCCGGAUCUGGCACCAAAACCCCUGUAAGUCAAUGGUGCUGGAUCCAGCGGCCAUAGACUUGGGCUACUUUCACACUUGUGUUGUUGUUUUCCGGUAUUGAGAUCCGGCAGAGGAUCUGAAUACCGGGGAAAAAAAAAUCCAUUUAGUUCAUUCUGAACGGAAAGAGAUCUGUUCAGGGUGCAUCAGGAUAUCUACGUUUUGUGACCGGACCUAAAACCUCUACAAGCUGCGGUUUUGUGUCCAGUCAUAUAAACGGAUCCGGCGCUGAAAACAAUGUAAGUCAAUGGUGAAAGAUUUGUUUUUUAGGAGCUUAAAAAAAAACGGAUCUGUGGCCCUUUGAUUUUCAAUGUACUUAGUGACGAAAGAGUUUUUUUCCAUUUUGAUUUCAAACAACCACAUCCUAAUGGAACGGAUGCUUCCCGAUGUGUAAAAUCAAAACGGAUCCGUUGAAUUCCAGUAUUGAGAUCCUCUGCCAGAUCUCAAUACCGGAAUUAACAACGCAAGUGUGAAAGUAGCCUUACAAUGGUUUUAGUCUGGUUUCUUCAUUUUCAACAUAAUACAACCGGAUCCGUUCUGAAUGGAUGCAGCCUGUUGUAUUAUAAGAACGGAAGCUUUUAGCUGUGGUUUCAAGAUCCCAUGCCGAAUCACAAAACCGGAGAUCAAAAAUACAGAUGUGAGAGUAGCCUGAGCAGGUUAUUGUAAAAUAUAUUUUAAUACGUCUUGCUUUAAACAUUAAAGUGUACUUCACUUGCCAGUGGAAGCUCAGCGACUCAAGUAAUAAGCUCCAUGGUUAGAAACAUCAGAUUAGUCUAAAAGUCUAUACCAGCCUCCAGUGUAUGUGAUAGGUGGACUUGACGUGACCUCUGGGAGCUACAGGUGCUUCAUUUCUACUUUUCCUGCAUAGCUAUGUACAUAACAAAUGGCCUAUAACUAAUUGCAGGCAGUGUUACAGUAGUAUUGCCCCAGGCAGGACAUUUAUUGUGAUCCGGUGCAAACACACUGUUAGGCCACCUCCACAGGGGUGCCGAUUUCUCUACAUUUACGAACCAAAAUCCAUUUUGGAGCAGAUUUUCCCCAUUCUCACCCUUUGCAUUGCAGAGGGUGAAAUCCACAGUAAAAAUGUGCAGUACAAAUCCGCAGAAACAAUUGACAUGCUGCGGAUUUCAAAAUCUCUACCACAGGUCAAUUUCCACACUGAAAAAGUGUAGAUGAGAUUUGUCAAAUGACUUUCCUGGUACUUUAUUACAUUCAAAAAUCUGUGCGGAAAAACCACAAGUAAUCAACAAAAUGGGUGGUUAGGCCGAAAAAAGAAAACCCAGCCCACCCUGUUAUCCUGCAAGUUGUACAGGUAGUCUUAACGUUAACACUAAGGAUGAGCGAUUCGCAUAAAACUUUCUUGUAAUACUGUACGGAGCAGGAUCUACAUACAGUAUUAGAAUGUAACCCGAGUUCGGUAUCAAGUUUUUCUACAUUAAUAACUAAUUUCCGAAGUUAUUACCCGAAGUCUCGCGAGACUUCGCAAAGUUAUAACUUCGGCUCAUCGGAGCCAAUAUAUUCUAAUACUUUACGGAGCUCCCGCUCCGUAAAGUAUUACAACGGUUGUCCUGUAGCCCAUCCCAGACUUGUGCAGUCUACAGUUUUGUGCCUGGUGUCCUUAGACAGUUCUUUGGUCUUGGUCAUGGUGGAGAGGUUGGAGUUGAUUGAUUGAGUGUGCGGACAGGUGACUUUUAUACAGGUAAUGAGUUCAAACAGGUGCAAAUAAUACAGGUAAUGAGUGCAGAGUAGGAGGGCUCCUUAAAGAAAAACUAACAGGUCUGUGAGAGCCAGAAUUCUUGCUGGUUGGUAGGUGGUCAAAUACUUACAG